AUGGUCAAGCAAAGGAAGGGCGUCAAGUUCAACGUCCCCAAGAAAAAGGGCACUGGGCCGCCUGUCCCGUUCAAAGCACCGCCCGAGGUUCUGCAGCCUCUUAUUGAGACGCUGGAUGAGAAGCACAUAUACAUCCUCCAUGUGGACAACAAGCCCAUAGACCUGAAGCGCAAGGUCUUCCUCGUACCCGUCUUUAUGAACCUGGCCAUUGUGGCGCUCUUCGCAUGGCGCAUGUGGGUGAUCCUGCCCUGGUACCUACGCGUACUCACAUCGACGCUGGGUUACGCCAAUGAGACUACCCUCAUCGCCGCCGAGAUGGAGUGGGAUGAGCUGGUCCCCGAGGUCAUCAGGCGUACUGGCCAGUUCAUGUUCGACUUGGUCCUGUACGUCUUUGUCUGGCCUUGGCCGUACGAGUUCGCGUUUGGCCAGCAACACGCCAAUCCCCUGGCCUGGCGCUGGAACACUGGAUUCCGGGACAAGGAGAUCGUGGCCCGCCGGAGCAGGGGCUGGGACACGGUUGUAACGGAUGUCGUCAACGACAAGAACUCCAAGGACGUCUUCAUGUCCUUGGUCGGCAUCGCCACGUCUGCCAUGCUGAUCAACGAUAAGACGGGCUACCUUCUCAUGAACAAGGAGUGGAACCUCGACUGGGGUGUCAUGAUUGAUGCCACUACCAUGGUUGACAAGAAGAUGGCAGCGAUUGAAGCUUUCAGACUCGUUGUGCUGGUCCACCAGGCAGAGUACGGCUGGAUGGUUGUGGAUCACAAGUUGGAUGAAGGCGAUGCUGAGGAUGAGAGGAGGAAACAAGUCUUUCAAUUUAGAGACGCGCUGACGGCGCUCGGCAAAGAGGAUCUCUUCUUCCGCUGGAUCGAGGUUGUUCAGUUUGAAUCGUCUCAGCCGGGUGGGUUCGGUGCCGAGAGACAGGAAGUCGUUGCUCAGCAGAUCAGAGACUUGUUCCAGAAGGAGGGUGUUGAUUUUGACCAGCUUUGGAAGGAAAGCGUAGGCACAGAGGGAAUUGCGGGCAUGUAA
Pestalotiopsis fici W106-1 is the source of this 1029-nucleotide messenger RNA. RefSeq lists its product as uncharacterized. The record is from RefSeq and is a predicted model, not a curated record. The transcript has a single exon. Lineage: Eukaryota; Fungi; Ascomycota; Sordariomycetes; Amphisphaeriales; Sporocadaceae. Bases 1 to 1029 code for a protein of 342 amino acids.